This is a messenger RNA of Varroa destructor (honeybee mite), 1597 nucleotides long. Its product is annotated as tubulin-folding cofactor B-like. The record is from RefSeq and is a predicted model, not a curated record. NCBI's taxonomy places the organism in Eukaryota, Metazoa, Arthropoda, Arachnida, Mesostigmata, Varroidae. Gene Ontology annotation, biological process: post-chaperonin tubulin folding pathway; tubulin complex assembly. Gene Ontology annotation, molecular function: alpha-tubulin binding.
CAACCGUCUUUUCGUGAUCAAUGUAACAUGUUUUUAUCCAUAUUUGCCCUCAUGGAUCACUAUGAUUCUAGCGCAUCUAUCUAAUCGUAGAAUUACAAACAUCGAUGCAUUGUGUUCAUGAAUAUAUGCUUCUAAACUGACCGACACCAACGGUAAAGCGCCCGGAACCCUGCUCUGCUAGUAGGCCGAAUCAUUCUUUCUAUUUGGCAGAGCCGUCAUCAUUCUUCGUGAUUCAUUCUGGAAUAGCUGGCCGUAUCGGUAACUUUUCGAUGCAUUAAUGAACCUGUGUAAUAGUAACAUCGAUAAGUGCUGCUUCGCGUAAUUGUCCGUUAACACCGAGAAAAAGGACCAACUCGAAGCUCUCCAUCACUGAACGGUUAGACCAGAUCGUUGUUGUUGUUGAGUGGUGUGUAUUUGAUGCGGCCUUAAUGCGUUUCGUGUUUACAAUCUGAUCCGAUAUAUGGAUUAGAUGUUGGCAGACCGCAUUUUACACCACUAACGUUCACCGCGAAUCAAAAACAAUUAUAUUCAAAAGCUGUCGGAAUUUCCUCAGCGCGACCCGUUUCCAACGAAUAUGGAGGUGGAAAAGAUGUCUUCCGAGUUUGUGAGGCUCACGGUAACGACCGAAGGUUCCGAUCUUGGAUGCGAGCGGGCUUUCAAUCGUAACAUCACCGUAGGCGAGCUAAAACAGCGGCUAGAAUUGUUAACUGGUGCUGCCUACAAUCGCAUGAAGCUAGAGCUACGUAACAAAGAAUCACCUAACCAACUGCUAGAAGCACUUAAUGAAGAUGAUAGAAAAAUCGGUGACUACCCCGCGAUGGACACUGGCCUGCUUCUCAAAGUGAUCGAUCCCUCUAUGGGCAUUUUUGACGAAGUGGACGCGGUUGAAAAGAUGAAAAUUUCAGAAGAUAGAUAUGCCCAAGUGAAUAACGUUCGAAGUUUUAUGCAACAACAUGGUUUAGGACGGUUUUCGAAUAAGACGGUUAACGAAUCAAACAAGACGGAUAAGGAAAAUUUAAAGGAAAUCGAGGUCGGAAAGCGCUGUGAGGUACGUACUAAAGGAACCCCUGCUCGUCGCGGAGAAGUCAAGUACAUUGGAGAGAUUUGUCUGAAACCCGGUGUGACCUUUAUCGGAGUCUGCCUUGAUGAACCAUUGGGAAAGAACGAUGGUACUGCGGGUGAGGUGCGAUAUUUCAAAUGCGAACCUAAGCAUGGCGUCUUUGUAAGACCGGCUGACAUUGAGGUGGGCAAUUUCCCGGAAAUAUCGCUCGAGGACGAACUGGACGAAAUCUGAUUUUAACCGGCCUCGUCGACCGCGAUGCCAACAACUGCUGAAUCCAACGUCUAGAAAUCGGCUUCAGCCCCAGAUAGCGCAGUGGAGUUCUUAAUUUAGAAAGGAUUGAUGCAUCGAUUCGAAAACGGAUCUAACCAAUAAUUAACACUUCGAACCUAGGAGUUAAGCGAAGCGAACAGUCAUCCUUAAUGAUGUAAUAUAAGUUCAAAUUAAAUUCAACCCUUAAAGAGAGUCAAUUUAAUUCAGUAACGACUGAAGGCUUUAAACUGAUUUUAGUUCAGGCGGGCAUUAGGUUAAGUAAAA